Messenger RNA from Exophiala viscosa, 2105 nucleotides. RefSeq lists its product as uncharacterized. The record is from RefSeq and is a predicted model, not a curated record. Bases 366 to 1772 code for a protein of 468 amino acids. The transcript has a single exon. Lineage: Eukaryota; Fungi; Ascomycota; Eurotiomycetes; Chaetothyriales; Herpotrichiellaceae.
CCCGCACUCACUCCAAACUCUUCUCUACUUCACAUUUGGGGUCAAAGUACGGUUUGACUGAAUGAAAUGCGGAGUAGGUUUGCAGCAGGGUCCAUUUCCACCAACGUGAAAAAUGUUGCGAAAAUGGCCCGCUAACUUACCCUAUUACAAUGAGGCCAUUACCGCGAAAUGAUGUGAUUUUGGCAUGCUUGUAGAGUGACUCUCAGGAUCUUGGAUAUACUGGUCAGCGAUAACCUGUCGGUAUUCGGAGAGCGCCUGAGUUGGGACUCCAGCUCUCAGCCCAAGCAGCCCUCGUGGUACUUUUCACGACUUUCUCGCACUUGUAUCGAAGACGGAGCGAUUUCUCGCUUGUUCUCUCGCUCACGAUGGCGCAAAAGGCCGUUCCGGGACUAAUCAUGGUGCCAAUGUCACUGAAGCCUGAGCUUUCCGUUCAGGAAUGCGAUGAGUGGUACAACAAUGAGCACGUUCCGAUACGAAUGCGACUACCCUACUUUGAGCGUGGGUAUCGAUACCACUCUAUCGAGAAUGGUGUCAAAGGAUGCGUCGAGAGUGGACUGCCAGAGUGGCUGGCAACGUACGACAUUCUCGACAUGUGGGAACUGACGAAGGAGCCUUACACGCGUCUGCUAAGCCCCAGUGUGCAAUCGAUGCGAGAACACCAAGUCAUCAACAAGGUAACGGCAUGGCGCAAGUAUUACGAUCUCGUGUCGACGUAUGAAGCUCCUGAGUUCGUCUCACGGGAAGAGCAGCUACGGCAGGGCGACGCGGAUAAGGCAUACGGGGGAACACUCAUCGUCGUCGGCGUUCGACUGAGGCUUGACUCCCCAGACGCCGAAGCAGAAUGGGAUCGCUGGUACGAGGAAGACCACCUCCCACCGUUGAGAAAGGUCCCUGGAUGGGUGCGGACGAGACGGUAUCGCACAUCUGUGAUUGAGGAUGUUCCUCCCGAUGCCGCCGAGGGGUGCUCCACGACCGAAUACCUGACCUUGAACGAGUUUGCGCCAGGCGCCGCGAUAGGUGGACCUGAGCACCAGAUUGCUAUCAAGUCAGAGAGUCGAAGCAGUGUUGUCUCCCGGAAAUGGAGACAUUCAUAUGAGUUACACUAUCUCCAGUCUUCGGCGUCACGAGAUCUUGCGGCUUUGCGGCGAGACGAAGUUGAAGAAUUUGUGAGUCCCGAUGGGCUGACUACGACAUUGUCGGGUCUGUGGCCCAUCAUUUCCAGCUAUAUCACGACACGAGACAAAAGCCCUAUCAAGUACAAGUUGGAAGGCGUUACGACCGAGAGAGCCCCUUCGCCAGUCAUUGUCCUGUGCACAUGGGCAGGUCUCUCCUGGAACCAUUGGGACGGGUUUGUGAGCGCGCUGCAGCAAAGGUCCACAGAGAUCGAUUGUCGAAUCUUGCGUCUCGAGCUCCCAGUCCGCGUACCCAACGUCAGCGAGCACGCACUUGACAGAUUGGAGGCCUUGGAACAUACAGCAAAUGACCUGGAAGACUGCUCCAAGGCACUAAUGAUUGGCAAAGCAGCCUUGCUCCUCAUUCAAGGGCUGGGAGGCCAGACGGCCGACGGGUCCGCUGCCAGAGUCACCAGGAUCAUCAACACAGAAAGCAUUCCGGGAGCACUGUCACAGUUUUGUGUCACAGGGGCCAUCAGCGUGUCUCAUUCGAGACGGGACCUUGAACAGCAGAUGAGGUCUCUAGAAGUGCUAGCAGCAAAAUGUGCAUGUCUUGCCGAUAUGACUGAAAGUGCAAUCAGUAACGUCGAGAGCUUGUAAACUCGCAAUAUAUUGUCACCUGCGCAAACUUUGCAUCAAGCUACCUGAUUUUUUCAUCAUCGCAGUCAAGAAGUGAUCAAGCGUUUGAAAUCGGCGGAGCAGACCUCAAUGACAUUGCCCCAGGGAUCUUGCACAUAUAAAGCCGUCUCGCCGUUUGGUAGCGUCACAGAUUUACCAACGCGCUUUCCUCCAGCGGUCUGUACCUUUUGCGCCAGUGUCUCGGGCUCCGCUGCGGUCACGGCGAUAUGAAAGAAGCCCCCACGCGUCCAUGCUUGGGCGUCGAAGCGUGCCGGACACGCUACCGUGCCGCCGUGGUGUGGUGGAUCCACGAAU